CAACUGUAGCUCCCACGAACACUACAACUGCAGCAGCUCCUACAGCAACAACUGUAGCUGCUUCCACAACUACUACUGCAUUCCUUACUGCAACCACAACUGAAACUCCUUUUACAACAACUGUUGCACCUACGACAACAACAAUAUCCCCUACGACAACUGCAGCUAAUACUACAACAACUGUCGCUCCUACAAGUACAACCACAAUUGCACUUCCUACCUCGACAACCACAACGGAAACUUUUACCUCAACUUCUAUGGCUUCAGUGGCAUCAACUAGAUUUGGCACAGUGGUGGUUUUUGUAAGACUAGAGUUCCAGCUCAACACAGCAGUCCCCACUGAGCAUGAUGUCCUUGGUGCCGUCGACAAGGAACUGUCUCAUCAAUUCAGAACCUUCAAAAUUCAAAGAAACACUCAAGCCACGCUCCAGAAUGCAACUUAUAUCAAACUUGCAGAUACUUCAUUUGCUGUUGAUCUUGGUUUCAAAAUAACCAAUGUAUCCAUGGAGGAGAGACUGCUUCAAAGUGCUAGACUCACUUUCACCAAUGAUACCUACAGCCAGAUACAGGAUUUGAUUAACAACCUACUCCAUGAUAUUCUCAGUGAACCAAACGGCAAACAAUUUGACUUUCCCAACGCCAAAUUUAGUGUUGUUGGCAAUCAAAUCAUGGCAAACGUGACGUAUGUAUACAAAGACAAAGAUGUCAACCUCCCUAGUGCCUUUCUAGGGGAAGUUAUAAAAGUCUCAGGUCUCCUGACAACCAUUGUUGCCCCAACAACAACUACCAGCACCACACCACUUCCUACCCUUUUGCUGACCACUACUUUCAAUACCACAAGUGAUGGAGGUUUUCCUGGCUGGGCUCUGGCCAUUAUCAUCCCUUGUGGCAUCGCUAUCAUUCUGGUACCCCUGUGGAUCCUGCUAUGUUGCAUGCUAUGUGGCGGCUGUGCAGCUUUAAGGAGACGCUGGCACAGACACAGAGCUUACAACGUACAGUACACCAUAAGAAACAGCCUCUUCUGAGUUGACAAGACCAUCAAAAUAACAGCCAAUCAUCUAUAUCUGCUCAUCAUCACAACAAAUAAUAUAUUUUUUAUGUAAUCCAUACACCAUUACUUUUGAGAAGAUCAAACACGGACUUGCUUAUAUUUUAUUACAAAAUUGCAUUGUUCUUGAUAGGGUUAAUAGGUCACAUGUGUUUCCCCAAUGUACUACUUUUUAAUACUACUUUUUAAUAUUAUACAGUAUUUCUCAUUUUAGUCAAAGCUACAGCUGAGCUGGUAUAUUAUGCAUUUAUGUAAUUUAUGUGCCAUCAACCUCUGCUGUCCACCGUCUAAAAUGAUCAUCUCUAAUUUAAUCAAAUCAAAAUCAAAUCAAAUGUCUUUGUCACAUACACAUGGUUAGCAGAUGUUAAUGCGAGUGUAGCGAAAUGCUUGUUCUUCUAGUUCUG
Molecule: messenger RNA, 1452 nt
Organism: Salmo salar (Atlantic salmon)
Lineage: Eukaryota; Metazoa; Chordata; Actinopteri; Salmoniformes; Salmonidae
Source: RefSeq, a predicted model, not a curated record